Aspergillus lentulus is the source of this 1845-nucleotide messenger RNA. The record is from RefSeq and is a predicted model, not a curated record. Lineage: Eukaryota; Fungi; Ascomycota; Eurotiomycetes; Eurotiales; Aspergillaceae.
AUGUAUAAGUAUUUUGUUGCAUUGCCCAGUAUUACCCUGCUUUAUUUAUCCUUCCUCAUAGUUUUAAUACUACCUCAAUCCCUUGCCAAAGCAGCUUCAGUAGCCACCACUCCUGUCAAUCGGGCAUUGCCUAAUGCGCCCAACGGAUACACCCCUGAAGGCGAGACCUGCCCUUCGAAUCGGCCCUCAAUCCGAAAUGCCACUGCCCUAUCGAGCGCCGAGACGUCCUGGCUGAAAACCCGAAGAAACAAAACCAGAGACGCGCUGAAAGCGUUUCUCAGCCGAGUCGACUUCGGUUCUUUUAAUGGAUCUGACUAUAUUGAUAACCAUUCGGGUAAUACGUCCGCCUUGCCCAAUAUCGGGAUUGCAGUAUCUGGCGGUGGCUACCGAGCCUUGAUGAAUGGCGGAGGUGCGCUGCAGGCGUUUGAUAAUCGGACCACGAACUCGACUCUCAAAGGCCAAAUGGGGGGUAUCCUACAGUCGGCUACUUAUCUGUCGGGACUAAGUGGUGGGGCCUGGUUGGUUGGGUCAAUGUAUAUGAACAAUUUCUCGGAUGUAUCGUCGCUGCGGGACAAUGGUUCCGUGUGGCAGUUUCAGGACUCUAUCUUCAGUGGUCCGACUCAAAGUACGGCAUGGAGCAUCAGCACGGCGAAGUAUUAUUCUCAGUUGCUGGGUGCAGUGAAUGAGAAAUCGGAUGCUGGCUACGAGGUCUCUAUCACAGAUUACUGGGGACGUUCUCUCUCUUACCAACUCAUCAGCGCGCCUGAAGGUGGUGUCAGUUAUACCUGGUCAUCAAUCGCUCUGAGCAAGGAUUUCCAGUCUGGAACGAUGCCUAUCCCCUUGGUCAUCGCUGAUGGUCGAGCUCCGGGAGAGAUCCUAGUACCCGCGAACACUACGGUCUUCGAGUUCAACCCCUGGGAAUUUGGGAGCUGGGAUGAAUCUCUGUCCGCCUUUGUCUCCCUAGAAUUCCUGGGAUCGAAUUUCUCAAAAGGGACACUACCAACGGGUGAAAAGUGUGUUCGAGGAUUCGAUAACGCAGGGUUCAUCAUGGGCACGUCGUCAUCCCUAUUCAAUCAAGCAUUCCUCCACAUAAACGAUACCGACGCACCUCCGGCCGUGUCCAACUCAAUCAGCGCCAUUUUAGGCAGAAUCGGGUCCGAGAACAAUGAUAUCGCCGUCUACAAGCCUAACCCUUUCUAUCACUAUGCAAGCCAGUCCAAAUACACAACAUCUCCCUCGUUGACCUUGGUCGACGGCGGAGAAGAUCUCCAGAACAUCCCGCUAGAUCCCCUUCUGCAGCCCCAGCGCCACGUUGAUGUGAUUCUAGCUCUCGACUCGUCAGCCGACACAACUACAAGGUGGCCCAAUGGAACAUCCAUGGUAGCCACAUAUGAGCGAAACGUAGGCUCAUCAGGAACGAACAGUGGCCUCCCCUUCCCCUCUAUGCCUGAUCAGAACACAUUCGUCAACCUUGGGUUAAACAAUCGCCCGACAUUCUUUGGCUGCAAUAGUUCAAACAUCACUGGCUCCGCCCCGCUUGUCGUUUAUAUUCCUAACGCCCCGUAUAUAUACCCGUCCAACGUCUCCACGUUCGAUUUGCAAUACAAUACCAGUGAACGCAACGCCAUCAUUGAGAAUGGCUACGAUGUGGCAACAAUGGGAAAUGGAACACUGGACUCUAUCUGGCCGUCUUGUCUUGCUUGCGCUAUAUUAAGUCGGAGCUUUGAACGGACAGAUACAACCGUGCCGGAGAUCUGCGCGAGUUGUUUCAGGAAGUACUGUUGGGAUGGGACCACAAAUGCCACUACUCCUGGCGAUUAUUAUCCGACGCUGAAACUUCACUAG